Messenger RNA from Nematocida minor, 327 nucleotides. Its product is annotated as transcription initiation factor TFIID subunit 10. The record is from RefSeq and is a predicted model, not a curated record. The transcript has a single exon. Gene Ontology annotation, cellular component: transcription factor TFIID complex; SAGA complex; nucleus. Lineage: Eukaryota; Fungi; Microsporidia. Gene Ontology annotation, molecular function: RNA polymerase II general transcription initiation factor activity; promoter-specific chromatin binding. The coding region runs from base 1 to 327 and encodes 108 amino acids. Gene Ontology annotation, biological process: transcription initiation at RNA polymerase II promoter.
AUGGACGACAGUGCAUUCAACAAGAUAAACGAGGGGCUCGACUCUUUCAUUCCUUUGAUUCCCGAUGUUGUGCUGGACUACUGCUUUACAAAGGCCGGGCUGGCGACAGAGGACCCCAAGAUAAAGAAGCUUGUAUCUCUGAUAGCGCAAAAGCUCAUCACAGAUGUAGCCACGUGCGCAUACCAGUAUCACAAAAUAGCCAAAAGAGCAUCGCUAAAAGAGAAAAAAGCACCAAAAGAGAAAAAACUAACGCUGACUCUCUCUGAUGUAGAGAACGCGCUGAAGGAGUGCGGGAUCAGCAUAGCCAGGCCGUCGUACUUCUUUUAA